Molecule: messenger RNA, 492 nt
Organism: Dovyalis caffra
Lineage: Eukaryota; Viridiplantae; Streptophyta; Magnoliopsida; Malpighiales; Salicaceae
Source: the annotation of a GenBank genome assembly
AUGAACCGAGCUCUUACUGCUGAUGUUGUGGAUGGGGAGAUUGAAGUGGCCCUCAAACAAAUCAAUCCUAACAAAGCCUCCAAACCAGAUGGCAUGACUUUAAAACUUAUUCUAGCUUUUUGGGACAUUGUUGGGAAGGAUAUAAUGGAAGAAAAAUUUGAGGUAGAAAUUAAACUAGACAUUGGCAAAGCCUAUGAUCAAGUGGAAUGGGGAUAUACUGAAGCGAUUAUGCGAAGAGCUUAUAACAGUCAGGUUAUUCGAUCAAUUCUUGAGGAUUAUGGUUUAGCGUCUGGUCAGCAUUUUGGAAGGAAAGAAGAUUUUAAACCUGUGUUCGAGAUGGAGAUCAGAUCAACAUAUGGGAUGAUGCUUGGUUGUCUAGACCUUCUACUUUCUGAAUUUUUUCAAGGAGGUCCUCCAGUGUACAGAGAGUUGCUGAUAUCAUGGUUCCUAAUCCUAGGAGAUGGAAUGUCAACCAAUGUCAGAUUUGUUUAA